AACAGUUGAGAAGAAUGGAGAGCGCUUUAUGUCUCCUGAAGACUUUGUGAGAAGAUUUUUGAACUUGCGUAAUGGUAUGGAGGAUAAUCCAGAGACAGUGAAGCUGCUUGCUGGUGCAGUGAAUCAAUCAAAAACUGGGUUGAUCUCCUUUCAAGAUUUUUUAUCAUUUGAGUCAGUUUUGCGUGCUCCAGAUGCCUUAUACAAAGUUGCUUUCCAACUAUUUGACAAGAAUGGCAAAGGAGAAAUCAGUUUUGAUCACAUCAAGGAAAUAUUUAGCCAAUGCUCUAUCCAUCAGCAUAUACCAUUUAACUGGAAUUCUGAAUUUGUGGAUCUCCACUUUGGAAAGGAUAAGAAAAUACCGCUAACGUAUCCAGAGUUUACACAAUUUCUAUUGGGGCUGCAGCAGGAGCAUGCAAGACAGGCUUUCAUUCAAAAGGAUAAAGAUAAAAGUGGCAGUAUUUCAGUCUUGGAUUUCAAGGAUAUUAUGAUUACUGUUCGUCCACACAUGGUGACCCAAUUUGUGGAGCAAUCAUUAGUAUCGGCAGCAGGAAGUACUCCAACCCAUCGAGUCAGCUUCUCCUACUAUAAUAGUUUUAACUCCCUCCUUAACAACAUGGAGCUCAUUACAGGAGUCUACCAUACUAUUGCUGACUCCAGUAAAAAUGUGAAAGUUGCUAAAGAUGAAUUUAUGCUUGCUGUCCAGAAACUUGGUCAGGUGACACCGAUGGAAAUUGAUAUUUUGUUCCAGUUAUCAGACCUCUACAAAUUACGUGGAUACCUCACAUUAGCCGACCUUAAAAGAAUUGCACCUCACGAGGAAGGAGGCUUGCCUUAUUACCUGAGAGAAUCAGAGUGUGCAAAUGUCGCAUCUCAAUCUCUCCUAAGCCACAUAGCAGAAUCCGCAUACAGAUUUGGUCUUGGUUCAGUCGCAGGAGCUAUGGGCGCAACUUCUGUCUAUCCCAUUGACUUAGUGAAAACUCGUAUGCAGAACCAACGUUCAACAGGGGCAUAUGUGGAAGAGAUUCUGUACCAUAAUAGCUUUGAUUGCUUCAGGAAAGUGCUGCGAUAUGAAGGCUUCUUUGGACUUUAUAGAGGUCUGUUACCACAGCUGAUGGGCGUAGCACCAGAGAAAGCCAUAAAACUUAGUAUGAAUGAUUUUGUGCGAGACAUGUUUACAUGGAAAGAUGGUUCCAUUGCAAUCACAGCAGAAGUACUUGCUGGUGGAUGUGCUGGUGCUUCACAAGUUAUCUUCACUAACCCUCUGGAGAUUGUCAAGAUCCGGUUACAGGUAGCAGGUGAAAUCACCGCGGGUCUUCGUGUCAGCGCAUGGACUGUCAUCAAGGAAUUGGGUUUCUUUGGACUAUAUAAGGGUGCAAGGGCCUGUUUUUUACGUGAUAUCCCAUUCUCUGCUAUCUACUUCCCAGUUUAUUCUCACUUAAAACUCGCCUUUACAGAUGAAUAUGGGCAGGUCAACUCUGGAAAUCUACUGUUGGCGGGAACUUUGGCUGCUAUGCCUGCAGCUUCUUUGGUGACACCUGCUGACGUUAUCAAAACAAGGUUACAGGUGGCUGCACGUGAAGGGCAAACCACAUACACUGGAUUGGUGGACUGCUUUCGGAAGAUUCUACAACAGGAGGGUCAUGGUGCUUUCUGGAAAGGAGCAGCAGCUCGUGUGUUCCGAUCCUCACCCCAGUUUGGUGUUACUUUGUUGACUUAUGAGCUAUUGCAGAGUUGGUUCCAUAUUGAUUUUGGCAACAAACCUGCAAAGGAUUCAUUGCCACACUCACGAUUUAGUUUACCUGCUCCUAAUCCAGAUUACAUUGGUGGCUACAAAUUAGUCAUUGCCACAUUUGCUGGAAUUGAACGCAAAUUUGGACUUAAUCUUCCACGAUUUUCACCAUCUGAUGCGUGAUCAUACAAUCCAAGGGCAGAGCAAAAUCUUAAGGACUUUGAGAAUGAAUAGUAAGAGUAUGAGGAAACUUUUUUAAACUGAUCAAUAUACCAUUGAUAUGAAAAUAGUUAAUUGGUACAGAAUGCAUCCUUUACAUUGUUUCUGAUUUAUUAAAACUAGUUACAUACUUCCUGAUGUUAUGUAGAUUGUAAAUAUCUAAAAAAAUCCUGCUGAUUUAAUAUAUUGGUGAAAUUUGAAUUAUUUGAUUUAAUACUUGAUUAAAGGAAAUUAUGGUGAUCCAGUUAGUGGACAUAUUGGAAUUUUACAUGUUGAACUGAUUUAGUUUCUAUUUAAACAAGUUUAAAAAGUUUGAAAAGCUGGAACACAAAUACAGCCAGUUAUACAAAAUAUGUAAAACUUUACUGUUCCUGUUGAAUUGACAAUGAUGUUGUUGAAACCAUUUAUGAAAAUUAUGAUGGACUGCAACCAGAUAAACAUUCCAGAGAUUUCUGAUGUUGAGUAU
This is a messenger RNA of Pristis pectinata (smalltooth sawfish), 2414 nucleotides long. Its product is annotated as electrogenic aspartate/glutamate antiporter SLC25A13, mitochondrial. Lineage: Eukaryota; Metazoa; Chordata; Chondrichthyes; Rhinopristiformes; Pristidae. Gene Ontology annotation, molecular function: calcium ion binding; L-glutamate transmembrane transporter activity; L-aspartate transmembrane transporter activity. Bases 29 to 1912 code for a protein of 627 amino acids. The record is from RefSeq and is a predicted model, not a curated record. The transcript is spliced from 16 exons. Gene Ontology annotation, biological process: aspartate transmembrane transport; malate-aspartate shuttle; L-glutamate transmembrane transport.